AGAGUUACCAUGCAUAACUUACACCACCAUAGGUGCCCCUCUCUAAGGUAGCCAGGGGUGGUAUUGUUAUUCUAGGGUAUGUUAAAGUGGAAAGGAGGCUCGUUUCUUGUGGAGCACUACAAAAGUAGAGUGUUAGGUAACUAGUUGCUGAGAAAGGGUACUUCCUAAGCUUUUCACCCAUGGUAAGGUGACCCAGAUGACAAGGGGGAGCCCAUCAUAUGGGUCUGCAUAAAAGGAGACAGAUCCCAUGUUCCUUCUGAAGGCAUAGCAACACCUGCAUAAAGAGCUCGGUAGAAAUGGAAAAACUAUCAUCAUUUCAUGGACUAGUGAUUGUAUUGGCCUUCUCUCAUCUAAUUGAUUUCUCUCAUGCAGUCCCUUCAACAACUUCCAUUGCUGCAGGAGCUCAAAGAAUGAUGCAGGAAACUGGAAACCAUGGGGCAGUUACUGAAACCGCUCAGGAAUAUGUCAGGAAUGAAAGGAUGGAUUUGGAUAUCAAUGACUAUCCAGGAUCAAGUGCUAAUGAUCGCCAUACUCCGAGGCCCCCAGAAAGGAGCUGACUUGGAGCUGAUUGCAAAAACUGAUCUUUUUUCUCCUCUAUCACCAUAGAUGUUGUUCUUUAUAGAUAUCUUAACAUUGAACAGUUCACUGAUGAACAUGCUACUUUAAGUCAUGGACUAAGAAUCUAAGUUCGUAUUACUCAAUUAGUUUAAUGGAGCCCAACGACAGAGUGAAUCAAGUUCUUGUUAGGACGCCCACCUAGUUUAAUAUAGGACAAGGAAAGAGCAAAUAAAGUUGUCAGCAACAGCAAAGGCCCUUUGGAUCCUUGUAAUUGGAUUGCUCCAUGUUGUAUAAUAAUGGUGAACUUUGUGUUUACAGAGAGAUAAAUUUUCAUUCUUCAAUUUGAAUGUUCUAUAAAUUUUGGGACCAUACUAAA
Messenger RNA from Elaeis guineensis (African oil palm), 934 nucleotides. NCBI's taxonomy places the organism in Eukaryota, Viridiplantae, Streptophyta, Magnoliopsida, Arecales, Arecaceae. The record is from RefSeq and is a predicted model, not a curated record.